AUGGUUCAGAUCAAAGCUUUCGAGGUAGAAGAGUGGAUGGAUCGUCUGGAGACAACGCCAGGUGCUCUCAACAUUGCCGAAACAUGCUGCGAGUCUGUAUCAAUCAAGGAGUUGACAGAGUUGUCGAGCGACAAGUCGGCUGCCGAGAAGACGCGCCAGCAGAUCGCCAACUUAUACGAGAACGACAUCUCGGGCUCACUUCCUAAUGAUCAAGUCAUCAUUACGCAGGGAGCUAUUGUCGCCAACUUCCUCACUCUGUACACGCUCGUCGGCGCGAAUGACCAUGUCAUCUGUGUACACCCCACCUACCAACAGCUGUACGAAGUCCCCAAGAGCUUGGGCGCUGAAGUGAGCCUUUGGAAAUUGAGUCAAUAA
This is a messenger RNA of Colletotrichum phormii, 375 nucleotides long. RefSeq lists its product as uncharacterized. NCBI's taxonomy places the organism in Eukaryota, Fungi, Ascomycota, Sordariomycetes, Glomerellales, Glomerellaceae. The transcript is spliced from 2 exons. Bases 1 to 375 code for a protein of 124 amino acids. The record is from RefSeq and is a predicted model, not a curated record.